Messenger RNA from Chara braunii, 2277 nucleotides. Lineage: Eukaryota; Viridiplantae; Streptophyta; Charophyceae; Charales; Characeae. The record is from the annotation of a GenBank genome assembly.
UCCUUGGGUGAGAAGGUGAGGGGGUGCCUCGUGUCGGCAUAGGUGGUGGUCAGUAGGGGCCUGUUUUGGUAUAGCAGGGGGACAGGCACAGGUUGUUGAUGGGAUGAUGGGUGGGCCACCGUCGUCUCCCUGGAAUAGAACAUCAUGCCCCACGGACAUGCCACUAACAGACCGGACAUGGACACGUCUGGCCACACGUGUCUGCCGCUGCUAUGCAACACUCUCUUAGCUCAGCUUACGCUUACCAAUUCUACUAGCAUUUUGAAAGUUUGGCUAUCGUUUGGCUAUUGGCUAUUUGAUCCAGGUGGUGAUGUGGAUGGUGGUGCCUGCAUGGGUCCGACAUGCAGGCGGAAGUCAUGUUGAUCAUUCGAAGCACCUUCUGCGGGUUGUUACUAUGGCACAGUUCAUCCCAAGGAUACUUAGAAUCAUUCCUUUGAUGUCGAGAAUGCAGCGUGUGACAGGUGUUAUUUUCGAGACUGCUUGGUCUGCCUUCAUGUUGAAUCUUCUAGGUCUUCUCGUGGAAAGCCAUAUUGCAGGAGCAAUGUGGUACCUAUAUGCUGUGGAGAGAGUGGACAAGUGUAUGCGCCAUUCUUGCAAGUUGGAAGCUGAGGAAGGAUGCAUUUUCAGGUUUCUUGACUGCCCUGAUCCAGGUGGCAUGACAGAAAAGCGAUUUACCUUUGACUACACUCCUUACACGUCUGAACUCCUACUGCGAAGGGAGCGGUGGAUUAACUCUUCCAACAUCAUGGAUCUAUGCUUUCAAUCUGAGCAUCCCCAAGGCCUGAGUGCAAGGCCCAAUCCCGUUGUCUCGGAGUCGAAAACGCACUGGGAGUAUGGCAUAUAUGGGGAGGCGCUUCCUGUCAUCUUCGCCGAUCAUGGCCAUUUCAGCAUCUAUGUGAGGUGUUUGUUCUGGGGACUUCAAAAUCUUGGGAACUUGGCGAGCAUACUUGCACCAAGUGUUGACAUUGAGGAGAGUUUGUUCUGCUGUGGACUCAUCAUCGCUGGGCUGCUAACAUUUGCCCUACUGGUGGGAAACAUCCAGACAUUUCUGCACUCUCUCUCGAAGCAAAAGGAGGAGGCCAGAUUGAAGAGGAGAGACAUGGAGUGGUGGAUGAAAAGACGGCGGCUUCCAAACAAUCUUAUACGUCGUGUACGUGAUUAUCAACGACACUUGUGGGCGACAACUCGAGGCGUGAAUGAAGAAACGAUGCUUCUAGAGCUGCCGGAAGACCUGAGACGUGACAUCAAGCAUCAUCUUUGCCUGGACUUGAUUGCCAAGGUACCGCUCUUUGCAAGUAUGGAUGCGGUUGUGCAGGAGGAAAUAUGUGACCGGUUGAAAUCACAAAUAUAUGUGAAGGGAUCGAAAGUCGUAAAGGAAGGGGAGCCCAUCAAAUUCAUCUUAUUCAUCCUUAGGGGUGCGAUUGACCAAUUGGCCACCUAUCAGCCAAAUGGUGUGAGCUUGAACGAGGGCACCGUCUGUCUGGGAACCCUACAACAAGGAGAUGUUUUUGGGAGUGAGCUGUUGCUGGCUUUGUGUCCAAUGGCCUGGUACAGGAAAGAGUCCACACUGAGCUGUAGUAUGCCGGACCCUGUGGGUGCUAACGAGCACAGAGUUGGCAUCGGCGUCGGCAACUUUCUGGUGGAUGUUGAUGGCGGCCCUUCAUCAGGAACACACAUGCAAAGGAAUGGUGGCGAAUGCUACGACAUGUCCCCUUUCUCAGUGCCACCACAUACAUGGAUGAGUUCAAUGCAGGGUUCAAAUUGGAUGGAUGGAAGUUUUCCGCUUUAUCGCCGUCGUCAUUAUCCGAUGGUCAAGUCAGCAACCACUUUGGUGUGUCGGGAAGUGGUCGAGGGGUUCGUGCUGUCACUGAAGGACAUUCAGUAUGUCGUCGACGUUUUUCGGAAAAUCAAAGGCAUUGACAGGAUGACCCGGCAGAGCACCAUGUGGCGACGGAGAUCUACCUCCUGGUCCAAUUGGGCGGCUUCAACCAUCCAACGGGCAUGGCGGCUCAGAUCAGAAAGGAGGACGAGGAGGAGGAGUGCACAAUUAUCAUCAUUACUACAUUCGGAUCAUGGUCGUUUUCCUGACGAGCAGCAACGACCUGCUACCGGGGAGCCAAGGGCUGUGUUUUCUCCAGGCCCCCAGCUUGUGCAGAUGACAUCAUCACCUUCCUCCUACAUGCCUUUCCAGUUUAUGUGAAAGGGGGGGUGGGAGGGGAGGGAAAAAAGGGGAAACGAAAUUGCAAAAAACUUACGCAUAGCUAUGGUUUACCCUCC